Messenger RNA from Saccostrea cuccullata (small rock oyster), 3346 nucleotides. Its product is annotated as exportin-2-like. Gene Ontology annotation, molecular function: nuclear export signal receptor activity; small GTPase binding. The transcript has 27 exons. The record is from RefSeq and is a predicted model, not a curated record. Bases 178 to 3084 code for a protein of 968 amino acids. Gene Ontology annotation, biological process: protein export from nucleus; protein import into nucleus. Gene Ontology annotation, cellular component: nuclear envelope; cytosol. Lineage: Eukaryota; Metazoa; Mollusca; Bivalvia; Ostreida; Ostreidae.
UCUCGAGGGUGACUUCCGAAUUUGCGCCUUAUUAAGUUUGAACAACGUGAAUUUUUUGAAUCACGAUUUAGUUGAUUUUAAAGUCAAAGAUCUAUAUUUUAUACUAUUUCUAUUUACCCACACCUUCUGGUUCUACAUCCAGCGGUUAGUAUAUGGGGAUAUACAACAAAAAAGAGAAUGGAGGUAUCUGACGCUAACUUACAGACCCUGGGAGGAUAUCUGCAGCAAACUCUCUCACCAGACCCCGCCGUAAGAAAGCAAGCUGAGCAGUUUUUGGAAUCUGUAGAAGCAAAUCAGAACUAUGGACUUCUGCUUCUAACGCUGUUGGACAAAGAUGGAGUUGAGCCACACAUCCGAGUCAGUGCUGCUGUAACAUUCAAGAAUUUCAUCAGAAGAAACUGGAGAGUGAUUGAUACAAACAAGAUUCAUGACAACGAUCGUAACACAAUCAAACAACAAAUUGUUGGACUGAUGUUAAAGAGCCCAGAACAAAUUCAAAAACAGUUGAGUGAUGCUAUCAGUAUAAUAGGGAGGGAGGAUUUCCCAGACAAAUGGCCGAACCUUAUCACAGAGAUGGUGGAGAAAUUCCAAACGGGAGAUUUCUAUGUUAUCAAUGGAAUUCUUCACACUGCACAUUCCUUGUUUAAAAGAUAUCGACAUGAAUUUAAAUCCCAGAAACUUUGGGAGGAAAUCAAGUUUGUUUUGGAGAAUUUUGCCAAGCCCUUCACAGAACUUUUUAAUGCUACGAUGGAUCUGGCAACAAAGCAUGCAUCCGAUCCAAGUGCAUUAAAAGUGGUUUUCAGUUCUAUAGUCCUUAUAUGCAAGAUUUUCUACAGUUUGAAUUUUCAGGAUUUACCAGAACAUUUUGAGGACAACAUGAGUAUAUGGAUGACACAUUUUCUGACAUUGCUUAGUGCAGACAAUAAACUUCUACAGACACAGGAUGAAGAAGAGGCAGGGUUACUGGAGCAGGUUAAAUCUCAGAUCUGUGAUAACGUCGCGCUUUACGCCCAGAAGUAUGACGAGGAGUUCUCUCCCCAGCUUCCUGCCUUCGUCACGGCGAUCUGGAAUCUUCUGAUCUCAACAGGACUACAAGUCAAGUACGAUGAUUUGGUGAGCAAUGCUAUUCAGUUCCUGGCUUCUGUAGCUGAGCGCCCAUCAUAUAAACAUUUGUUUGAAGAUCCUUCAACUCUCGCCAGUAUCUGUGAGAAGGUUAUUGUUCCGAACAUGCAGUUUAGAGAUGCUGAUGAGGAGCUGUUUGAGGACAACCCUGAGGAGUACAUCAGGAGAGACAUCGAAGGAUCAGAUGUAGACACCAGAAGAAGAGCUGCGUGUGACCUUGUUCAGGCCCUCUGUAAGUCAUUUGAGGGGCCAGUCAUCCAGAACUUCUCUCAGUAUGUCCAGGGGCUCCUGCAGGAGUAUGCCUCUAACCCUGCACAAAACUGGAAGGCUAAAGAUGUAGCUGUGUAUUUAGUGACGUCCUUAGCAGCAAAGGCACAAACACACAAGCAUGGAAUUACGCAAACAAGUACCCUUGUCAACAUCACAGAUUUUUAUCAAGCUCACAUUUUACCAGACAUUCAGAAUCCUGAUGUUAAUGCAAGUCAAAUAUUAAGAGCAGAUGCCAUCAAAUACUUAAUGAUAUUCAGAAAUCAGCUCCCCCCUGAGGCCCUGGUGGUCAGUAUCCCUCACCUGGUGCGACUCCUGACCAUCCCCAGUGUUGUCGUCCACUCCUACGCUGCCCACACCAUCGAAAGGCUCUUAAUGGUCAAAAAGCAGGACGGCAGCGGCCCAGUUGUUACACAUGGACAAAUUCAAGGUUGUGUUAAUGACCUGAUGUCUAAUCUUAUAGGAGCUAUGAAUCAUCCUGGUUCAUCAGAAAAUGAAUAUGUUAUGAAAGCCUUAAUGAGAAGCAUGUCAACGCUACAAGAAGAUCUGCUACCUCUGAUGGGGCAGUUACUGAAAUUCCUCACUGAAAAGCUGGGUCAAGUCAGCAAGAAUCCCAGUAAGCCCCACUUCAAUCACUACCUGUUUGAAUCUAUGUGCGUGGGAAUCCGGACGACCUGUAAACACAAUGCAGGGGCGGUGGUUCAGUUUGAACAAGUCCUUUUUGAACCAUUCACAUACAUACUACAGCAAGACAUCCAAGAAUUCUCACCGUAUGUUUUUCAAAUCCUGUCUCUGUUAAUUGAUCACCACCAGGAGGGGAAAGUGGCCGACACGUACAUGGCAUUGUUUCCCCACUUGUUGGCCCCUGCCCUAUGGGAGAGGCCUGGUAACAUCCCCCCUUUGGUUCGUUUGUUACAAGCUUAUGUAGAGAAGGGACCCAAGCAAAUAGAGGCAGAAAAAAUUAAUGGGUUGCUGGGGAUAUUCCAAAAAUUAAUAGCCUCCAAGACAAAUGAUCAUGAAGGAUUUUAUCUCCUUAAUUCCAUGUUGGAGUUUAUGCCAAGGGAGAUGUUGGAUCAAUACCACAAACAGAUCUUUAUUCUUCUGUUUCAAAGACUGUCCAGUUCUAAGACUACAAAAUACAUCAAAAGUCUUCUUGUAUUCUUCUCAAUGUAUGCUACUAUCAUUGGAGCCAGUCAGCUGAUAGAAAUCAUUGACGGAAUUCAACCGAGGAUGUUUGGGAUGGUGAUAGAGAGGCUGUUUCUACAAGACAUGCAGAAAAUCUCUGGUGACGUCGAGCAGAAAAUCUGUGCUGUAGGGGUGACCAGCAUUCUGACGGAGGCUCCAGCCAUGCUGCAGAACUACGAGGCGUUCUGGUGCAAACUACUUCAGGCAGUUAUCAGUUUAUUUGAAUUACCCAAGGAUGAAUCAACUCCUGAUGAUGAACAUUUCAUUGAAAUUGAAGACACUCCAGGCUACCAGACUGUAUACUCACAGUUGGCUUUUGCCGGAAAGAAAGAAAACGACCCAUUUGCAAAGUCAGUACCUGACGCUAAAAUUCACCUGGCCAAACAACUAGCUAAGCUCUCAGCAGCCAAUCCUGGAAAGAUUGCACCACUAAUUAGAGCUGGUCUAGAGGAAGGAGCCCAAACGUUCCUACAAAAAUACUUUGCAGCAGCCAAUGUUUCCAUAGCAUGAUCAUAUCAGUUCUACUGCCUAGGAAUACUGAAUGUUUAUAUUUUCAAACAUUUUUAAAAAAUGUUGUGCUGUCAUUUCCAGCCUGGUCUGUUCAACAAAUACAACUCAGCCUUGAGUGUUCUGUACAUUACUGAUUAAUGCUGAAUAGUGAAGGGAAUCUCCAUAUAAAUGGUGCAGAGAGGCUAAUGUUCAAAUCUAGACCUCUGAUGUGUAAAUCAAGAAAGUGCUUUGUUAUCUGUUGGAAAUAAAUUUUGAAAUCAAA